Penicillium brevicompactum is the source of this 1161-nucleotide messenger RNA. RefSeq lists its product as uncharacterized. The record is from RefSeq and is a predicted model, not a curated record. The coding region runs from base 1 to 1161 and encodes 386 amino acids. The transcript has a single exon. NCBI's taxonomy places the organism in Eukaryota, Fungi, Ascomycota, Eurotiomycetes, Eurotiales, Aspergillaceae. Gene Ontology annotation, molecular function: D-cysteine desulfhydrase activity.
AUGUCUCUCCCUUUACAAAUCCCAGAAACGCUUGCCCAGAUUCCACGCUACAAGAUAUUGUAUCCUACACCAUCCCCGAUUCACCCACUGCCCUCAAUUGCACCGACCAGAGUCUCCCCGCAUCAACCCCUCAUCUCCGUGUACGCCAAACGCGAAGACCACUCAUCACCUUUAGCCUGCUCGGGCAAUAAAUAUCGCAAGUUAGAAUACAUUGUACCGGACAUUCUCUCUCAAGCACCGGUCUACCAUUACCAUGAGAACAACCCAAGCCCACCAGGCCCACUCAGCGGCCCUGCGACGACCCUCGUAACAGAGGGUGCAAUCCAAAGCAACCACACCGUACAGGUGGCCGCACUCGCCCGCAAACUUGGUCUUAAUGCGGUGAUUCUUCUACAUCGUGGGACGGGCGGUGGUCUCCAGGCAGCAAGCGAUAAGGAAUCCUUCCAGCGCAGCGGAAACGUGCAGAUCAACCAUCUUCUGGGUGCCGGGGUGCGCAUUUGCGAAAAAGGUGAUCCGCUAGGGCAUGACGCAACACCUCUUCUUGAUGAGCUUCGGGCCAGUGGUCAGACCCCAUAUUGGAUCCCUGGCGGUGCGAGUCUCCAUUCACUGGGCGGGCUAGGGUACGCGAGGGCUGCAUUUGAGAUUGCUGCGCAAGAGAAGGAAUUGGGUCUUGGUGGGUCAGGCCAGUUUGACUAUGUCUUUGUGGCAUGCGGAAGUGGCAGUACGGUUGGCGGGCUGGUGGCUGGGUUCAAGCUGCGAGAGAAGCUGGGUGAGAGGCCGAGGAAGGUCAUUGGAGUUUUGAAUUCGCCCACUCAACCCCGAGGGUAUCAUGAAGAGAGAGUGCUUAGGUUUGCAAGGACGGCCGGUCGCCUUAUUGGACUUGAUGAGGGAGACAUCGCUCUUGAGGAUGUGCGGCUAGAUAAUCGGUUUGUCGGAACUGCAUAUGGUGUACUGGAUGAUCAAAGUAAAGACACUUUGGAAACCAUGGCGCGGAGCGAGGGAAUGGUUUUGGAUCCAGUGUAUACCUCCAAAGUCGCCAGGGGCAUGAUCCACUGGGUAAAAGAAGGAGAGGUCGCGGAAUCGGGAUUGGAUGAGGUCAAUGUGCUUUUUAUCCAUACAGGGGGGCAGGCUGCUCUUGGAGCAUAUGCGGAUGUCAGUUAA